AUGGCCGCCGAAGUCGUCAUGAACGCCUCCAUCCCGCUUCAUCCGUACUACCCAUCGGACGCGAUACUCCCGGGCUACGUCGCCAACACCUUCAGCGCACAUGAGCUGCGAGCCAUCUUCGCGGCCGGCGCAACCGCCAUCCUCGUGCCGACGUACCGCCUCAUCAAGAAGACGCGCCCCAACCUCCCGAAUGGCGAGGUCGCGACGGCGCUGUGGUUCACCCUGAGCGCCUUUAUCCAUUUCUUCUUUGAAGGCUACUUCUCCUACAACCAGGCCAACAUGCCGGCCACCGUCCACAUCUUCGGCCAGCUCUGGAAGGAAUACUCCCUCUCCGACUCGCGCUACCUGACGCAGGACUCCUUCAUCGUCUGCAUGGAGACCAUCACGGCCGUCUUCUGGGGCCCGCUGUCCUUCGCCUGCGCGUACUGCAUCGUCACGGCGCACCCGCUCCGCCACCCGCUGCAGCUCAUCAUCAGCCUCGGACAGCUCUACGGCGACGUGCUGUACUUCGCGACGUGCUCCUUUGACAAACUCGUCGCCAGGAUCAUGUACUGCCGGCCCGAGGAGUUUUACUUUUGGUGCUACUACGUCUUCUUCAACGCGUUCUGGAUCGUGAUCCCGUUCUACCUCAUCGUCCGGAGCUGCGUCGAGACGAAGCGGGCUUUCGAGAAGGCGGCUGAGCUGGAGGGGAGAUCGGAGAAGAAGAACAUCUAA
Messenger RNA from Colletotrichum higginsianum IMI 349063, 714 nucleotides. Its product is annotated as Emopamil binding protein. Gene Ontology annotation, cellular component: membrane; endoplasmic reticulum. NCBI's taxonomy places the organism in Eukaryota, Fungi, Ascomycota, Sordariomycetes, Glomerellales, Glomerellaceae. The record is from RefSeq and is a predicted model, not a curated record. Gene Ontology annotation, molecular function: cholestenol delta-isomerase activity; steroid Delta-isomerase activity; C-8 sterol isomerase activity. Bases 1 to 714 code for a protein of 237 amino acids. The transcript is spliced from 2 exons. Gene Ontology annotation, biological process: sterol biosynthetic process.